GAGAACAAUGUGGCCACUUAUACUAGCCAGUGUCCGGACAUAUGCUCCAUACGUUACCUUCCCGUUUGCGGUGGUCGUGGGAAUCGUCGGCUAUAACAUUGAGAAAUUUGUUCGCAAAAACAAACAAUCACCACAAGUACACAGAGUUUUGGAGGAAAGAAAUGACAGACAGCUUGAUCAACAGUUGGGACAGGAAGAUGCAACACAAGUGGCGUCACUGAAAGAUUACAAACCGAAACCAGAAUUUAAAUUUGAAAAAACACUGAGAGCAGAGCGAGAAUAA
Molecule: messenger RNA, 283 nt
Organism: Saccoglossus kowalevskii
Lineage: Eukaryota; Metazoa; Hemichordata; Enteropneusta; Harrimaniidae
Product: small integral membrane protein 12-like
Source: RefSeq, a predicted model, not a curated record